Molecule: messenger RNA, 826 nt
Organism: Capsicum annuum
Lineage: Eukaryota; Viridiplantae; Streptophyta; Magnoliopsida; Solanales; Solanaceae
Product: non-specific lipid transfer protein GPI-anchored 5
Exons: 3
Coding region: 105-677 (190 amino acids)
Biological process (GO): lipid transport
Molecular function (GO): lipid binding
Source: RefSeq, a predicted model, not a curated record
UGCUAAAUAUAAACCCCAAUACCCUGUUCUUCCUCUUCACUCAACAACAAAAAGAAUAUAAUCAACCAAUCCUCUUUUUCUCUUUUAGAUUCAAAGUAAGAAAAAUGGCAUCCAAAAUCAAUGUGAUGGCUCUAGUUAUGGUACUAAGUGUAGCCAUUUUUUUUAAUGGAGCUUUAGGUCAAUCAAGUUGUAUGACUACACUAGUAGGAUUAUCACCAUGUUUGAACUAUGUUAGUGGAAAUUCAUCAACACCAUCUUCAUCUUGUUGCACAUCACUAGCUGGUGUUGUCCAAUCCAAUCCCCAAUGCCUUUGUAUGUUGGUUAAUGGUGGUGGUUCUAAUCUUGGCAUUGCCAUUAAUCAAACUCUUGCUCUAGGAUUACCUAGUGCAUGCAAUUUACAAACUCCUCCUCUCAGCAGGUGCAAUGCUGCAAAUGGACCAACUGCUUCAGUACCAGCAAGUUCUCCUACAGGUUCAACUACCCCAUCCGAUUCCUCUAAUGAAAUCCCAGCAACUCCAUCAGGAACAGGUACUACGGGUUCUAAAACAGUUCCUUCAACACCUGGAUCAUCAGCAGCAGCAGGAAGCAACACAAAAGUUUCUAUGACUACUACUUUAGUUGGAUUAUUCCUCCUAUUUGUUACAUCAUCAUUUGCUUUGACUACAAGGGGAUUCUGAGUUUUUGGAGAAAAUGUUAUUUUUAUGUCAAUCUUGUAUUACUAAUAUUAACUGUUAUUAUUAUUCUUUUGGUUCCUUUGUAUUAGGAGUGUCAUGCUGAUUGUAAUUUACCUAUAUAUUAUUGUUGUGGCUUCAUUUUGAGUGAUUAA